AUGGACAAGGGUUGGAUUCGGACUUUUCUCAUCCUUCUCCAUCUAAAUGCAGCAAAAGCUGCCAUUGGUGUCGGUGGCAUAGGUGGUGUUGGUGUUGGUGUUGGUGUUGGUGUUGGUAUUGGCAAUGGUGGGGCUAACAGCCCAGGGCCCUCGGGAUCUUCAGUGCCAAAGCUGGAUGGUGCUUACAAAGCUCUUCAGGCGUGGAAAUCUGCAAUUACUGACGACCCAUUGAAGAUUCUAGAUAGCUGGGUUGGUUCUAAUGUUUGUUCUUAUAAAGGGGUGUUUUGUGCAAAUCCUGAGGAUGCAAAUGGAAUUGCAGUGUCAACUGCAACUGGCCCUGUUGUUGUUGCAGGAAUAGAUCUCAACCAUGCAAAUCUCCAAGGAACUCUUGUCAAAGAGCUCUCUUUGCUUGCUGAUAUUACUCUUCUCCACCUCAACAGUAAUAGAUUUACUGGUACAGUUCCUGAUACAUUCAAAGACCUCACCUCUCUGGAAGAGUUAGACCUCAGUAACAACCAACUUUCAGGUCCUUUCCCCACUGUUAUUUUAAACAUGCCAAGCCUCAUCUACUUGGACCUCAGAUUCAACUACUUCUCUGGGGCACUUCCUGAACAACUUUUCAAUAAGAAACUGGAUGCUAUAUUUCUCAACAACAAUCAAUUUGGAGGUGAAAUUCCACAGAACUUGGGUAAUUCCCCAGCAUCAGUGAUAAAUUUAGCCAACAACAAGUUCAGUGGAAACAUCCCAGCAAGUUUUGGCUUCAUGAGUUCUAAACUAAAGGAGAUUCUCUUCCUCAAUAACCAGUUAACAGGUUGCAUUCCUGAAGGGGUGGGGAUCUUAACGGAGAUGCAAGUUUUGGAUGUGAGCUUCAAUUCACUCAUGGGUCAUUUGCCAGACACAAUAUCUUGCUUGCAAGAUAUAGAGGUUCUCAAUUUGGCACAUAACAAGCUUUCAGGAGAAUUAUCUGAUGUGAUAUGCUCUUUGAGAAGCCUAGUAAAUUUAACUGUUGCUUACAAUUUCUUUUCUGGGUUCAGCCAAGAAUGCUCAAGGCUUUUCAAUGUGGGCUUUGAUUUCUCAGAUAAUUGCAUUCCUGGAAGAGACAUGCAAAGACCUCCACCAGAAUGCUCUAUAAUCCCAGGUGGUAGCCUCAAUUGUCUAAGAAUCCCUACUCCAAAACCUCUUAUUUGUAGUGCACUGGCUGCUGCAAGUGCCUCUGAACACCCAAAUCACCGAUCAUCAUCUCCCUGA
This is a messenger RNA of Gastrolobium bilobum, 1248 nucleotides long. RefSeq names its product leucine-rich repeat extensin-like protein 4. The record is from RefSeq and is a predicted model, not a curated record. The coding region runs from base 1 to 1248 and encodes 415 amino acids. Lineage: Eukaryota; Viridiplantae; Streptophyta; Magnoliopsida; Fabales; Fabaceae. Gene Ontology annotation, molecular function: protein binding. The transcript has a single exon.